Neurospora crassa OR74A is the source of this 2702-nucleotide messenger RNA. RefSeq names its product delta-aminolevulinic acid dehydratase. The record is from RefSeq and is a predicted model, not a curated record. The transcript is spliced from 3 exons. The coding region runs from base 690 to 1847 and encodes 385 amino acids. Gene Ontology annotation, biological process: heme biosynthetic process. Gene Ontology annotation, cellular component: cytosol. Gene Ontology annotation, molecular function: porphobilinogen synthase activity; zinc ion binding. NCBI's taxonomy places the organism in Eukaryota, Fungi, Ascomycota, Sordariomycetes, Sordariales, Sordariaceae.
GGACGUGCGAGGAGGUGGUGCGGUAGACGCACGGACUGGCAUCCACUCUUUUUGAAAUCCUGCGGAUCUGAUUGGCGAAUGGCCGCUGGAUUUGGAAAGAGGCAAGCACUUCUCCGAAUGCCGAAGCGGGAAAAGCAAAGUCCAAGGUGAGGAACAAAGCGCCUUCAUCCACACUGAGAGGUUAUAGGUAUCCGGAUAUCCCAAGCACCCGACUCUACUUCACCCACACUUCACUUUCGAGAGGGGACACGCCUCCGUGAUAAUCUCCAGAUUGACCCUAAACAGGCGGGAACUGCAACUCCAUCGCUGUCGCUGUAUUCUUGAAUCCGAAAUUAUCCACUUCCAACCUCGGGUCGGCAAACAAGAAGAGAAGGUUACAGCAGUCCAGACACUGAGCAAGUUCCGCCAGCCAUUCAGCGGCACUACCUAUCUUUCCCCGGCCUGUCCGCCCGCCACUGCACGUUCUAAGAGUGUCAACGCUACUACCGCCGCGUACGAAUACACUCUUUUCAUUGGCCAGAUUGGGCUACGGUUGAUUUAUCAUAAGCAACGUAUUUAUAACGGUCACCAUUACCUACCUACACCAACAAUAACGUCCUUUAUCCUCUCUCGCGAGGCACUUUCGAGAGCAUCAGCAAGAACAAUCGUUGGGCUCAAUUUCUGCUUUGAAACCCCUGUCAGACGACACCAUGUCUUUCUCCAGCCUUGUACAAGACCUCUCUCUCCGGGACCCCAAUGCGCCCAGGCGCCGCGGUGACGCUUCAGUCUCUACCAUCGACGACCGCGCUUCUCGCACAUCCCACAUUUCCCGCGCCAUGUCCUAUGCCAGCACCGCCGCCACCAGCGUCAGCAUCUCCGGUGAUAUCUCCAGCCAGCUCCAUGGCGGUUAUGCCCAUCCUCUUGCCCGCUCGUGGCAGGCCGAGCGUCAACUAACAAAGUCCAUGCUCAUCUAUCCCCUAUUCGUUUCCGAUAACGACGAUGAAGAGGUUCUGAUUCCUUCUCUCCCGAACCAAUAUCGCCGCGGCAUCAACAGACUCGUUCCCUUCCUCGAGCCGCUCGUCCACAAGGGCCUUCGCUCCGUCAUUCUCUUCGGCGUCCCUCUUAAGCCCGGUACCAAAGAUGCGCUGGGAACCGCUGCCGAUGAUCCCGAGGGUCCCGUCAUCCGCAGCAUCCGCCUGCUGAGGCAAAGAUUCCCCCAGCUAUACAUCACUGUCGACGUCUGCUUGUGCGAGUACACUUCCCAUGGUCACUGCGGUAUUUUGCGCGAUGACGGCAGUCUCAACAACCAAUUGUCGGUCGAUCGCAUCUCGGACGUUGCUCUUGCCUACGCCAAGGCCGGUGCCCACUGCGUUGCUCCUUCCGACAUGAACGACGGCCGCAUUCGUGCCAUCAAGCUCAAGCUCAUCGAGGAGGGUAUUGUGCACCGUGUGACGCUCAUGUCGUACGCCGCCAAGUUCUCUGGCUGCCUUUACGGUCCCUUCCGUGACGCUGCCGGCUCAUGCCCUUCGUUUGGCGACCGCAAGUGCUACCAGCUGCCUCCUGGAGGCCGUGGUUUGGCUCGUCGUGCCAUUGUUCGUGACAUCAACGAGGGUGCCGAUAUCAUCAUGGUCAAGCCCGCAAGCCAGUACCUGGACAUCAUCAGUGACGCCAAGGAGCUCGGAAAGGACUUGCCCGUUGCUGCUUACCAGGUCAGCGGUGAAUUUGCCAUGAUCCAUGCUGCUGCAAAGGCGGGUGUUUUCGAUCUUAAGGCUAUGGCCUUCGAAGCCACCGAGGGUAUUCUCCGGGCUGGCGCCACCAUCAUCAUCAGCUACUUUGUUCCCGAGUUCCUUGACUGGCUCUCCACAUAAUUUUGUCAUCAUAAGGGCAGGAGUCAAUGCAAUGGCUGGCGCAGGGUGUUUCGGCGUUUCUUAUGUUUUCUUAUACCAGGUUAUAGAUCUUACUACGGGUUUGGGGGUUAAAAAGUUCAGGACGGGAUGGGUCAUGAUGCACGAGCACGUAAAAGGCGUACAUACCAAUAAACGCACCUCUUCAUACGAACUUUGCACCGUCUUCUAAGCAUUGAACUGACGAACGAUCGCUUCACAUACUCAUCAAAAACCAAAUCGCCAACCUUGUCCUUUGCCAAGUUGGAAAUACACAUGUUCCUUGCACAACGAAUGAGCAGUGCAUGGGUCUCCUUAGGAAAACCAUCUCUCGAUGUCAACAAAACGUCAUCCCACACCUUUCCACCAUUGCCAUGAGUUCUCCAGGGUGCGCAGACCUACAUCAUACUGUGUGCCCCUUCAACCCCAUAAACUACCCAAACGACGGCUUAAGCUAAAAUCUACCACGGACAACAUAUACAGCCUUAACCGUCAGUCAGUUAGAAUCACGUAGGUCUGGAAUUACUUUGAAUAAGACAUGACCGAGUAUGGUCAGCACGGGCCAUAUCAAAGCCACACGCUAUCGGUAUAGGAAGACGUGGAUGACUGUUGCUACCAUUGGCGUUCUUUUUCCUAUUUUUAUUCGCACCAAAGUUCAUACUACAGAAUAUUGGAAAAUUUCAUAUUGGGGUUUGGUGAAAACUUCGUUAUAUGGACAGGUAUACGUAUAUAUGCACAGCUGCCAGCAGGAACUGAAUGUAUGCAGCUACGAAACAACGCAUUGCUCUUAAUUGUCCGGGACCGGAAUCGAACCACUUUCAAAAUCAACCGAGUUCCAGU